GGUGCGGGGAGGGGUUUGGCUGACGGACCACUCCCCACCACCGCGGCCGCUGCUCAGUGAUUCACCAGGAGAAUAGAACUCGCGGACCGGAAUUCCUUUGCGCGGAGGUGUCAUUUCUUUUUUGGGCGAUGGCGGGCAAACGCAUUACCCAGGAGACCUUCGAUGAUGUGGUGCAGGAAAAUAUCUCGGAGUUUGACAUGGAGCCAGAAGAGGCGCUGAACGAUGCGAUCCAGCAGUUUGAGUCUCAAGGUGUUGACCUGAAUAAUAUAAUCCGAGCUGUGCCGGGGACGGGCGGAGAGACAGGAGGGCAACACGAGGUCCUGCAGGCCCUGCAUUCUGUCCAGCAAGCUCUGGAGCGCUCUUCCCUUGACGAGAUGGCCGAGUGCCUGGACACCUUCGGGAAGCUGUGCAGACGAGACUUUGCUUCCCGGCAUCUGGCAGCGGAGAAGUCAGCGUACGGGACGGUGCUGGGGUCCUGCACACGGCUGCUGGGUGACAAGCCGCGGCUGCUGAUCGGUCUCCAGGCCCUGGGAACACUGCUGGAUGGGCAACCCGACCUCCUGGACCCCGAGGGCCAGCGGCUGCUGGUGGAGGUGCUGACACGAAACUCGAGCGACGCUAAUCUCUGUAUCGCUGCCACUCGGGCCGUGCGACACGCCUGCCUGAAGCACGAGCAGAACCGGCAGGACAUGGUGAGGCUCGGCGUGCUCCGCCUGCUGACCUCCGCCAUCGCCAACCACGUCCAUGAGGCCGACUUGGUCAAGGAGGCGAGCGGUGCUCUCAGAGUCAUGACCUUCGACGACGACAUCAGAGUUCCCUUCGGCCGAGCCCACGACCACGCCAGGCUGAUCGUAACGGAAAACGACGGGCUGAAGAUUAUCAUUGAAGCAGCCAAAGGUUUCACAGGUAACCUGAGCGUUCUCAGUGAGCUGUGUGCCACCCUCGGGCGUCUGGCCGUCAGGAACGAGUUCUGUCAGGACGUUGUGGAUCUCGGAGGCUUGAACUUCCUGGUGGCGUUACUGGCCGACUGCAUUAACCAUCGGGAGCUGGUGCGGCAAGUGCUGGGUGUGCUCCGAAACAUUGCGGGAAACGACGAAGUCAAGGACGCGAUCGUCAGCGCUGGGGGCACAGACCUGAUUGUCUUAGCCAUGAACCAGCACCUCGGCAGCCCUCAGGUGUGUGAACAGGGCUGUGCAGCGCUGGCAAUGUUUGCUCUACGGAAGCCAGAGAACGCCAAGGUGAUCAUGGAAGGUGGCGGUGCCCUGGUAGCACUCCAGGCAAUGAAAGCUCAUGCGGGAGAUGUCUCUGUUCAGAAACAAGUCUGUGGGUUGAUGCGGAACAUGGUGGUCAGGAACCCUCACUUCUGCCAGCUAAUCCUGGAGUUGGGAGCGGAGUCUUUGAUCUCUCAGGCUCUGUCCACCCACGAGGACUGCGGGGAUCUGGCCAAAGCAGCCCUGAGGGACCUCGGCUGCAAAGUGGAACUGCGGGAACUGUGGACCGGAAAAAAAGGGGACCUCGCUCGUUAACAGGGACCUCCUCACCGCAUUGGCUUUGGUUCUUUUUAAGCACGGACUCACAGAGAGGGA
Callorhinchus milii (elephant shark) is the source of this 1586-nucleotide messenger RNA. RefSeq names its product armadillo repeat containing 6 (gene armc6). Gene Ontology annotation, molecular function: protein binding. The record is from RefSeq and is a predicted model, not a curated record. Gene Ontology annotation, biological process: hematopoietic progenitor cell differentiation. Lineage: Eukaryota; Metazoa; Chordata; Chondrichthyes; Chimaeriformes; Callorhinchidae. The transcript has 8 exons. Bases 129 to 1526 code for a protein of 465 amino acids.